Molecule: messenger RNA, 581 nt
Organism: Cucurbita moschata (crookneck pumpkin)
Lineage: Eukaryota; Viridiplantae; Streptophyta; Magnoliopsida; Cucurbitales; Cucurbitaceae
Product: stress-associated endoplasmic reticulum protein 2-like
Exons: 3
Coding region: 116-322 (68 amino acids)
Biological process (GO): endoplasmic reticulum unfolded protein response
Cellular component (GO): endoplasmic reticulum
Source: RefSeq, a predicted model, not a curated record
GGAAAAAAAAAGAGAAAAAUCCUGAUUUGUUUGUUCAUAUAUACAGAAAUCUGAAGAACUCGUCCCCAUUUUUCAUCUCCAGUUCAAUUCCGCCUCCCAGAUCUCCCACUCAGUAAUGACGACAUCGCGGCGUCUUGCGGAUCGGAAGGUGGAGAGGUUCGAGAAGAACAUUUUGAAGAGAGGGGCCGUGCCCGAGACUACUACAAAGAAGGGAAAGGACUAUCCUGUUGGUCCUCUUCUUCUUGGAUUCUUCGUCUUUGUCGUCAUUGGAUCAUCACUUUUUCAGAUAAUCCGGACGGCAACAGGUGGAGGAAUGGCAUGAUGAGAGGCAUCUUCAGUUCUGAGUGGGGUAGCAGAAGAGGCAGGACAUGAGGUUAGGCUAGAACUUGAUGAGUUAUUUGUUCUGUGUCUGUGCUACCCUGUAGGAGAAGUUUGUUAGUGUAGAGGGUAAAGAAGAGCAUGGCCAUUUAUGGUCAUCUUGUGAAGUACUUAUUAAGAAAGUAAGCUAAAUAAAAUAACAGUGCGUUCACACACAAGUGCUAUGCUAUCAUCCUAUACUCUAAUUCGUCCAUUGUUGUUCU